Ostreococcus lucimarinus CCE9901 is the source of this 604-nucleotide messenger RNA. The record is from the annotation of a RefSeq genome assembly. Lineage: Eukaryota; Viridiplantae; Chlorophyta; Mamiellophyceae; Mamiellales; Bathycoccaceae.
AGCUCCAGCUAUCCUGAGGGAAACUUCGGAGGGAACCAGCUACUAGAUGGUUCGAUUAGUCUUUCGCCCCUAUACCUAAGUCCGACGAACGAUUUGCACGUCAGUAUCGCUACGAGCCUCCACCAGAGUUUCCUCUGGCUUCGCCCUGCUCAGGCAUAGUUCACCAUCUUUCGGGUCCCAGCAUGCAUGCUCGCACUCAAACCUGUCACAGAAGAUCAUGGUUGGUCGAUUUUGUUCAGUUAGGUUACUUGCGCCUCGUGGGUUUGCCACCCACCGACUCGCACACAUGUUAGACUCCUUGGUCCGUGUUUCUAGACGGGUCAAUGCAAACCUUUCCGCCAACGUCGAGUCCUCGGUCAACUCGGAAGUGAUAUCCCUCCAAGCUAACCCACGUUGACCAGCCCCGAGCGCGUGUAUUGCUACUGCCCCGGGAGCACCCACAGGUUUGAAUCGCUUCCCCCUCAACAAUUUCAGGUACUUUUUAACUCUCUUUUCAAAGGUCUUUUCAUCUUUCCCUCGCGGUACUUGUUCGCUAUCGGUCUCUCGCCAAUAUUUAGCCUUAGAUGGAAUUUACCACCUGCUUAGGGCUGCAUUCCCAAACAAC